Messenger RNA from Megalobrama amblycephala (Wuchang bream), 4043 nucleotides. RefSeq names its product extracellular calcium-sensing receptor-like. The record is from RefSeq and is a predicted model, not a curated record. Bases 33 to 2624 code for a protein of 863 amino acids. Gene Ontology annotation, molecular function: G protein-coupled receptor activity. Gene Ontology annotation, biological process: G protein-coupled receptor signaling pathway. Gene Ontology annotation, cellular component: membrane. The transcript is spliced from 6 exons. NCBI's taxonomy places the organism in Eukaryota, Metazoa, Chordata, Actinopteri, Cypriniformes, Xenocyprididae.
GGAAGAGCACAUAGCAAGAUAAAGGGUGAGGGAUGUGGUUAAUUCUGCAUAUUUAUUUGUUCCUGUCUUGUAACUAUAUCUAUGUAGCAAUGAUGGCCAGCUCAGGUAUCUGUCAGCUCCAGGGACACUUCAGGCUGAAUGGGAUGUACCAGGAUGGAGACCUUCUCAUUGGUGGUUUGUUUGAGGUUCAGUACCUCAAAGCAUUCCCCAAGCUGAGCUUCAGAACAGAGCCAAAACUACCACACUGUGAGCUCUUCUAUAUGACAAGCUUCCAGCAAGCACUAACAAUGGUUUUUGCCAUCGAUGAGAUUAAUAACAAUCCCCACCUGCUGCCUAACAUCACGCUUGGUUACCAGAUCUACGACAACUGUUUAAGGCUUGGAGUGGCAUUCCGUGGUGCCACAGCUCUGGUUAGUGGGACAGAGGAGACCUUCUCUGAUCUCAACUGCAAAGGCCCACCACCGGUGAUUGGAAUCAUAGGUGAUCCAGGUUCUACUCAUUCUAUUGCAAUUUCCAGUGUCCUGGGGCUGUUUCGACUGCCUAUGAUUAGCUACUAUGCCACCUGCUCCUGUUUGAGUGACAGGAAAAAGUACCCCUCUUUCUUCAGAACAAUCCCCAGUGAUGCCUUCCAGGUGCAGGCUAUGGUUCAGAUCUUAAACCAUUUUGGCUGGACCUGGGUGGGUCUCCUCUAUAGUGAUGACGAUUAUGGCAUCAAUGCCGCUCAAUCCUUCUACCAGGAUGUGCAAGAGUUUGGAGGGUGUGUGGCUUUCUCUGAGAUACUGCCCAAUGUUAACAACCAGAAGGAAAUACAACGCAUUGUUGGAAUCAUUCAAGGCUCCACAGCAAAAGUGGUGGUUGUAUUUUCUACUUCAAGCUAUUUGUUGCCCGUGGUUGAUGAGAUGGUUUUAAAAAAUGUUACAGGAAGACAGUGGAUUGCUAGUGAGGCUUGGGCCACCUCACCUGUGCUUCUUGCUUCACGACUUAAAUCUGUAUUGGGGGGUACACUGGGUGUUGCCAUCCGACGAGGAGAGAUACAGGGGCUUGGUAACUUUCUGCUACACCUUCGUCCUGACAACAACUCACAAAACAACAUGGUGAGAAUCUUCUGGGAAAACAUGUUUGGGUGCAAUUUUGACACUAGAGGCAGAGAGGGAGAAAAAAAAUGUUCAGGGCAAGAGGAUCUAAGCAGCACAGACACACCAUACACUGAUGUAUCAGAACUUAGGGCCUCUUACAAUGUCUAUAAGGCAGUUUAUGCCUUGGCACAUGCUGUUCAUGAUCUGAUGCAGUGUGAGGAAGGGAGAGGACCAUUCAGUGGGAACAGCUGUGCCGACAUAUCCAACCUGAAACCCUGGCAGCUGGUACACUACCUGCAGAAAGUGAACUUCACCACAGGCUUUGGGGAUCAUGUGUCAUUUGAUAAGAAUGGAGAUGCUCUGGCCAUCUAUGAUGUGUUGAACUGGCAGCCGAGCUCAGAUGGAGAAACACUUGUCCAUAGAGUUGGUGUGGUAAAUGAAGGGGCAACAACAGGGAAGGUGUUGACACUGGAUAAGGAUGCAAUAUACUGGCCCUAUGAGACAAACAAACCCCCACGGUCUGUGUGCAGUGAGAGCUGCCCUCCAGGAUCCAGACGAGCCACAAGAAAGGGCCUUCCUGUUUGCUGUUUUGACUGCCUACCAUGUGCUGAUGGAGAGAUUUCUAACACAACAGAUGCCACUGAGUGCAUAGCAUGCCCAAAUGAUUUCUGGUCCAACCCAGAAAAAGAUCAUUGCAUCCCUAAAGAAGUGCAGUUUCUAUCCUAUGAGGAACCUCUGGGCAUCUCUCUUACCACUGCAGCCCUGUUUGGCACUUGUAUCUGUGCUCUUGUAAUUUUCAUCUUUGCUCAUUACCGCAAAACUCCUGUAGUACGUUCAAACAAUUCAGAGCUCAGCUUUCUGCUACUGCUGUCACUUAAAAUGUGUUUCCUGUGUGUGCUGCUGUUCAUUGGCCGGCCACAGUUAUGGACAUGUCAGUUACGACAUGCUGUGUUUGGCAUAAGCUUUGUCUUGUGCAUCUCCAGCAUCCUGGUCAAGACUAUGGUGGUAAUAGCUGUGUUCAAGUCAUCUCGACCAGAGAGCAAAGGUGUGAUGAAAUGGUUUGGAGCAGCUCAACAAAGAGGAACAGUCCUGAUCCUAACAGCCCUUCAGGUAGUGAUAUGUGCAGUCUGGCUAUCAACUGCCUCUCCAACACCCCAUAAAAAUAGCCAAUAUAUUAGGUCUAUAAUAGUAUAUGAAUGUGCUAUUGGCUCAGUAGCUGGUUUUUCUCUACUGCUGGGAUACAUUGGACUGUUGGCAGCAGUAAGCUUCCUCUUAGCUUUCCUGGCAAGAAACCUCCCAGAUAAUUUUAAUGAAGCAAAGUUCAUCACUUUCAGCAUGUUGAUCUUCUGUGCUGUAUGGAUUGCAUUUGUUCCCGCAUAUGUGAGCUCACCAGGAAAAUAUGCAGUGGCUGUGGAGAUAUUUGCCAUCCUGGCUUCCAGUUUUGGUUUACUGGUGGCCAUAUUUGCCCCAAAGUGCUACAUCAUUAUAUUACACCCAGAAAGAAACAAUAAAAAAGCAAUCUUGGGAAGAGGUACACAAAAUAAAUAGAUGCUGUUUGUGAAAAUCUCAGACUGAUGUGUGACUCUUUGAUAGUGUCUUUGUUCUACACUGUAAAAAUUAAAGGAACCACCCAGGUUUCCUGAAGAACUCUUUCUUAAAGCAUUGUGUGGAACUGCUUUGGGAGCCAAAUUAUUAUUAUUAUUAUUAUUAUUAUUAUGUAUUUAUUGUUGGUACUAUGGUUACCAUUACUUCAAUUAUAAAUAUAGCUGCAAGUAGCGAUACGGGACCAAGCCCCUGAAAGGGCUGUAGCGCAAUGCAGAGCAGGAAGAGCAAAAACAGCAGAAAUUGAAUGAACAUGAUAAACAACUGGUUCCGAAUUACGGGUGAGAAUGAACUUUUUUUUUGUUUUAAUAAAAAUGAACACAGCAUGAAUAAAAAUACAUUUAUUUCUAACCCAAGAGGGAUAAAGAUCAAUACAAUGCUGAUCCCGCAUAAAUAAAGGAAUCAAAACACACAAUUUCAUAAAACUGUUCCACCCUUUUUUUUUUUUUUUUCUAUAUGGUGGAAAGGUACAUUUAAGGAAAAUGACAAAUGACCCAUCGCUGGGAAUGGCAUAAGUGAGGGAACAAAACGACAUAAAGAAAACAAAAUUUGGACAAUAUUUUGUACACGCUAGGUUCGGAUACUCAUAGAAUUCUAGUAUAGUGAAUGACACAACCAGAAAUUAUUGAUAACCACACAAAUUAACAUUCUACAUGAACUGUAUUGAAGUAACAAAUAUAACAAUUUGUAUCACCAGAACAUCAAUAAAGUGUGGUGCGCAAUCAGUGCACGUCUCAUUUUUCUUUCCUUUAGUUCCUUAGUCCAGCCUUUCAGAUGAUGGGAAAAAAAAAAAAAAAAUGUUUCCUUUAGUGGAAAUCACUUCUGUCUUUUGGGUUCCAAAAAAAAAAAAAAUAUGAGUGAAGCAAAGUAAAAAAAAAAAAAAAAAUGUCCUAUCCAAUGCCUAUCUGAAAUGUAGGGAAAGAAAAAAAAUGCAUUCAAGGGUUCACUGAGAUCCUACCACACAGUGCUAUCACAUGAGACAUCCCGCAGCAAUUGAUGACUCUGUGGAUCCAACAAUCAAGGGUGGUUGGCUCGCCAUCUUCCCUCCAGAAGAAUUCAAAUACAAAAAAAAAAAAAAAAAAAAAAAAAAAAACUGGCCUGCAAUAGAACAGCCACAUUCAUAUUAUAUUACACAAUCAAUUCACAAUCAAUUUAUACGGAACUUAUGUACAUUAAACUCUCUUUAAAAAUCAUUAAUGAAUUUAAAUCAUGAGUUCAACUCCCCAAACAUUCACAAUCAUGUACUCAAUUCAAGACACAACCAACCAGCUGUUGACAUUUCGAAGUUCAAGUGAGAAUGAGCAAAACACAUUUCUAAUCCAAGGGAAAGAAAGAGCAAUAUAACACACUGAAUAACUGUCACGG